Molecule: messenger RNA, 2038 nt
Organism: Motacilla alba alba
Lineage: Eukaryota; Metazoa; Chordata; Aves; Passeriformes; Motacillidae
Gene: GNAI2
Product: G protein subunit alpha i2
Exons: 9
Coding region: 75-1142 (355 amino acids)
Biological process (GO): gamma-aminobutyric acid signaling pathway; adenylate cyclase-modulating G protein-coupled receptor signaling pathway
Cellular component (GO): heterotrimeric G-protein complex
Molecular function (GO): GTP binding; G protein-coupled receptor binding; GTPase activity
Source: RefSeq, a predicted model, not a curated record
GGGGGCGGGGCCUGUCGGGGCGGGCCGGGCCGGGCCGGCAGAGCCGCGGGCGCGCAGCAGCCGCCGCCGCCGCCAUGGGCUGCACCGUGAGCGCCGAGGACAAGGCGGCCGCCGAGCGCUCUCGCAUGAUCGACAAGAACCUGCGGGAGGAUGGCGAGAAGGCGGCGCGGGAGGUGAAACUGCUGCUGCUGGGUGCUGGCGAAUCUGGGAAGAGCACCAUCGUCAAACAGAUGAAGAUCAUCCAUGAGGAUGGCUAUUCAGAGGAGGAGUGCCGGCAGUACAAAGCCGUGGUCUACAGCAACACCAUCCAAUCCAUUAUGGCGAUCAUCAAGGCGAUGGGGAACCUGCAGAUUGACUUUGGAGACUCCUCCAGAGCGGAUGAUGCUCGGCAGCUGUUUGCACUCUCCUCCACUGCUGAGGAGCAGGGCAUCAUGCCUGAGGACCUGGCCAACGUCAUCCGGAGACUGUGGGCUGACAACGGGGUCCAGGCUUGUUUCAACCGCUCCCGAGAGUACCAGCUGAACGACUCUGCUGCCUACUACCUGAACGACCUGGAGAGGAUAGCCCGUGCCGACUACAUCCCCACCCAGCAGGAUGUGCUGCGCACCAGGGUGAAGACCACGGGCAUCGUAGAGACUCACUUCACCUUUAAGGACCUGCACUUCAAGAUGUUUGAUGUGGGUGGCCAGCGCUCGGAGCGGAAGAAGUGGAUCCACUGCUUCGAGGGGGUGACAGCCAUCAUUUUCUGUGUGGCCCUCAGUGCCUAUGACCUGGUGCUGGCUGAAGAUGAGGAGAUGAACCGGAUGCAUGAGAGCAUGAAGCUGUUUGACAGCAUCUGCAAUAACAAGUGGUUCACAGACACAUCCAUCAUCCUCUUCCUCAACAAGAAGGACCUCUUUGAGGAGAAGAUCGUGCACAGCUCCCUCACCAUCUGCUUCCCUGAGUACACAGGGGCCAACAAGUAUGAUGAGGCAGCCAGCUACAUCCAGAGCAAGUUCGAGGACCUGAACAAGCGAAAGGACACCAAGGAGAUCUACACCCACUUCACCUGUGCCACGGACACCAAGAACGUGCAGUUUGUCUUUGAUGCCGUCACCGACGUCAUCAUCAAAAACAACCUGAAGGACUGUGGCCUCUUCUGAGGGCGGCGCUGCCCAGGAGCUGCAAAGGAAGGACCACACCAUCUCCCACUCCUGCUUCUCUUCAGAUUCAUUCCUCCGCCCACCACAUAAAGAGACUUUUUGAGUGUCAGCAUGGUGGCAGGGCCCACGUACCCCCUGCUGGCCGUGUUUGCCCCCCACCAUUGUCCUCCUCCUCGCCGGCGUUGCCCUUCCAGGGAAGACAAGGUUUUAGUCUUGAUUUGUACCCCUCAGCCGCUCCAGCCCCCAUUUCAUUCACUCCGAGCCCUGGCGCUCUCACUGUUUACAUUGCAAGUGUUGCUGGCACGGGGGGCACAGGGUCCCCUCGGGGAUGCCCACCCAGCCACAAACACGACCGAUGACAUUCCUUUUAGUAAACCAGAAAAGAAAGAAGAAAGAAAAAAAGGAAAAAAAAAAAAAAAAAAAAAGAAAAAACACCAAAACCAAACCCAAAACCAUGCAAAAAAAAACCACACCACACCGGUUGGGCGCAGGUUACUUUUUGAAGAAACCUUUUUACCAAACUAUUUAAAAGCAUCAAGUGCUACGUGGUGGUGGCAUCCUCCGUGGCCAGCCCACCCCCCAACCGUGUGCCUUUGGGGGGGAGGGUUUGCACCCCACCCCGCCUUGCUGCCCCCCUCCUGCUGGGCAGCUCAGGCAGGAGGGUGGGCAGGGGGUGCUGCCCACUGCCUCUAUCCCCCCCCUCUUUCUAAGCCUAGUUUUUAGGGCUAGCUGUUGCGUUGGGCGAGGAGAGCCCGCUGUACAGAGCGGCCCCCGCUGUCCCCCCAGCCCAGGGGGACCCUUCAGCCGGUGCCUGCGGCCUCGCUUUUCCCACAGGAUGUUUUACCGAAUCGUUCACGUGAUUUGAAAUAAUAAAAUGUAGAAAGGAAAAAAAAAAA